AUGGCCGCCGCCCUACAGUCCCUGAAGGUGUCAACACACCAAAUCCCUGCCUUCAAAGGCCUCCCGAACACUUCAAUCUCAAACAAGCCAUUGAUGAUUUUCCAUGGCGCCUUCCCCACAGCAAGCGCAUCUCAGAUUGAGAAACAUCUAACAGACACGGGUGUCGUCACACCGCAAUGGCGAUACACGAUGUACAGUGAUACCCAUUUCCACUCAACCACCCACGAAGUGCUCGUAAUAUCUUCUGGCUCAGCCAAGUGCUGUUUCGGUGGCGAGGAGAACUCAGGCCGUGUAGAGCCGGUGCUGCAAAAGGGCGAUGUCGUCGUAAUACCAGCUGGAGUAGGUCAUCGCCUGUUAGAAGAUCACGGAGCCUUCCAGAUGAUUGGUUCCUACCCGCAAAGGCACAGCUGGGACAUGUGUUAUGGCAGGAAGGGCGAAGAGAAGAAGGUCGAGGGCAUAGCGAAGCUAGCAUGGUUCACGCGGGAUCCUGUGUAUGGAGAUGACGGGCCAACAUUGCAUGUGUGA
This is a messenger RNA of Cyphellophora attinorum, 525 nucleotides long. RefSeq lists its product as uncharacterized. The record is from RefSeq and is a predicted model, not a curated record. NCBI's taxonomy places the organism in Eukaryota, Fungi, Ascomycota, Eurotiomycetes, Chaetothyriales, Cyphellophoraceae. The coding region runs from base 1 to 525 and encodes 174 amino acids. The transcript has a single exon.